UGGGAGAGAAAUCAACCAUCUGAAGAAGCCCCUCCUCUCCUACUAUCACCAGUUUUUCUUCAGAGCAACUUUGAUUGUGGGUUCUCUUCUCUGGAUCGGCUCUGUGUGUAGAUUGAGAGUUGCCGUGAGGCUGCCGAGAAAUCGAUCAGAUUACAAAAGGCGUGUGUGUGCGUGGGGGGGUCAUUCAGAAAAGAGGCUCGGAAGGCAAGUGAACAGGGCUGUCAAACCAAAGAUCUGGAUCCACAAAGAGCCUGCCAUAAUCCGGAUCUUUGCCUAGUAGGGACUGUAAAACUGCCACCUUUCAUGAAUGCCCGCAGAACUCAAACAGGAGCAAAGCCCCAGCAACCAGACAUCAAUAACAAUGAUGCAAGAGCCUCAGGAGAUGGUAGAGGAGACUGUUACUGUUGAGGAAGACCCGGGUACCCCUACGUCCCAUGUGUCUAUUGUGACUUCAGAAGAUGGAACCACAAGGAGAACUGAGACUAAGGUCACAAAAAUGGUCAAAACAGUCACCACUAGAACAGUACGCCAGGUCCCCCUGGGGCCCGAUGGCCUGCCGGUAAUGGACAGCUCCUCUCCCAUGGGCAGCUACACAGAUUCAAUAGACAGAAGAUACAUGAAGAAUGGUGAGCGUUACAUCACACCACAAGCUUCGUCCACGUUGACCAGAUCUUACAAUAGCUACGAUUCUUAUCCCGACGGCCACGACAGCCAGUAUCGCCCUUUUAUCAGCCACGAUGGCUAUGGAGACCUAGCUGACAAUUACGGCAGCUUGUCCCGUGGCAUCAACUACCGUCCUCGUUAUGCCUACAUGCCAGGAAACAGUUACCGGCCAGAGGAUGGUAGUUUUACCUUGCCAAGCAGGAGGGAUAACUAUGGUCCCAUCGCCCAGCCCCAAGUGCCAACAGGCAGCAACGUUGACUUGAAUCGCUCCCAGCCAGAACGUUUCCAGCCAGAGCCUUAUGGAUUGGAGGACGAUAACCGCAGCCUCGGGGUAGAUGAUGAAGGGUAUGAACUGGACCCAGAUUACUCCACAGUGAACCGAAGGACAUCUGCAGGGGUGCCCGAGAGGGGGAGACCUCACAAAGGAAGGGGCUACGAUGACCCUGUUGAGUCAGAGAUGGUUGAUGAGAGGAUCCCUUACCUUCAUGGUGGCUACGCAGCACCAUUAGCACAGCCAGAGAGGGGGAGCAUGGCCAGCAUCGAACGCCUGGGCAAGCGUUCCCCCUCCAUUGACAGCAUCCGCAAAGACCCCAGGUGGCGGGACCCUGACCUCCCUGAAGUGAUUGCCAUGCUCAGUCACCCCAUCGAUCCAGUCAAGUCCAACGCGGCAGCAUACUUGCAGCACCUGUGCUAUGAGAACGAUAAAAUAAAAAAGGAUGUGAGGCAUCUGAAAGGGAUUCCCAUCUUGGUGGGUCUGCUAGAUCACCCAAAGCCAGAGGUUCAUCGCAAAGCUUGUGGGGCUCUCAGAAACAUCUCUUACGGGAAGGAUAAUGAGAACAAGGUGGCUAUAAAGAACUGCGAUGGGAUCCCGGCACUGAUCAGGUUAUUGCGGAAGACAAACGACAUGGAAGUCAGAGAGCUCAUUACAGGCACUCUUUGGAACUUGUCAUCCUAUGAGCCCCUGAAGAUGGUGAUCAUUAACCAUGGCCUUCAGACACUGACAAACGAGGUGAUUAUCCCCCAUUCCGGAUGGGAGGGCGAGCCAAAUGAGGACUCUAAGCCUCGGGAUGCUGAAUGGACCACGGUCUUCAAGAACACGUCUGGCUGCUUGCGGAAUGUAAGUUCAGAUGGCGCAGAAGCUCGGAGAAGACUAAGAGAGUGUGAUGGCUUAGUGGAUGCUCUCCUUCAUGCUCUACAGUCUGCAGUUGGCAAGAAGGAUACAGAUAACAAGUCCGUGGAGAACUGUGUGUGCAUUAUGCGAAACCUUUCAUAUCACGUCCACAAAGAGGUCCCAGGAGCCGACAAGUACCAAGAGCUGGAUGCAAAUCAGCCUACCAGCACAGGAGGCUCUCAGAAGAAGAAGAAAGAGGACGCUGGCUGCUUUGGAGGGAAGAAAGCUAAAGGAAAGAAAAAUGGAGAUCUGGACAGGAACUUUGAUACACUUGAUUUGCCCAAGCGGUCCGAAGCAGCAAAAGGCUUUGAAUUGCUCUACCAGCCGGAGGUGGUCCGGCUCUACCUCUCGAUCCUCACUGAAAGCCAGAACUUCAACACUUUGGAAGCUGCAGCAGGGGCUUUGCAGAAUCUCAGUGCUGGAAAUUGGACAUGGUCCACGUACAUCCGUGCAACAGUACGAAAGGAGAGAGGCUUACCAGUCCUCGUUGAGCUUCUCCAGUCUGACUCUGACAAGGUGGUGAGAGCUGUGUCAAUUGCACUGAGGAAUCUCUCUAUGGAUCGUCGCAAUAAGGAUCUCAUAGGUAGUUAUGCCAUGGGUGAACUGGUAAGAAAUUUGCCUAGCAGGCAACAGAGAUCUGCUAAAAACCUGGAAGAGGAUACAGUGGUUGCAGUCUUGAAUACCAUCCAUGAAAUCAUUACUGACAGUUCAGAAAAUGCAAGGUCCCUGAUCCAGACACAGGGCAUUCAGAAGCUGGUAGCUAUCAGCAAGUCAAGCCAGUCCCCCAGGGAAACAAAGGCAGCAUCUCAUGUUCUUCAGAUGGCCUGGAGCUACAAAGAGCUACGAAAUGUCCUACAGAAGGAUGGAUGGAACAAAUCCCAUUUCCAGUCUGUCUCUGCAGCACCAAAGGGAUCCAAAGGUACGUCUGGCAAGUCUGGCUAUGAUGAUAGUACUCUGCCACUGGUGGAUAAAAGCCAAGAUAAUGAGAAGGCUGGAAGUCGUGAUAUGAUUCCUCUGGAUGAACUUGGUCCAGAUGGGUACUCCACCAUCGAUCACCGGGACAAAGAGCGCAAAUACAAGACCAAUGACAAUAUAGGGGAUGCAUCGGAGAAAGAACCUUUAAAAAAUGACACAAAUAGGAAAAACAUUAACAGGAGUAACAGGGCUUCGGUGAAUCUGGUGGAUGCCCGUGACAUUAAACCCCAGCCUGUUGACUCCUGGGUCUAAUUUGCAUGCAUGGGCUAGAGUCCAACUACUUUUUUUUCUUUUUUCUUUUUUACUGAGGGGAAAAAACCAAUUUGAACCAACACAGAGGAUCUCAUUUAUCACCACUGCCAUUCAGAUUCGGAGGGCGCUGCAUCAGUGAACAGUCUGCAGAUUCUAGGAGGGUGUGGGGAGAAAACAGACAACUGCCAUCAGCCAACCCUGGAGCACCAUGCCUUACAGCAAGACAAUUUGCUUUUUAAAACUCAAUUACAUUCCCACCAGACACAGCCACCUCCCUUUGCCUCCCUCCCCCAUCAAAGAAGAAAGAAUCCAAGCUUACAUCUAAACGGUUAGGUUCUUAGAUGACUCUUAAAUGAGGAUGGUGCCAAGGAUGAAAAGAGAAGGUCACGUGGUGGGAAAGAGGACCGCUUUGCAAGUGAAAGAGGAACUGCAGAAUAUUUGAAAUAUAUCUUAGGUAUAGUCGUGAGGAAACUAGCACUUUUCAUUUGUUUUUUGGGUUUUGUUUUGAACUGUGAAUUUAAUUUUUAAAAAAAUUUUAUAUUAGGGAGUUUGGGUUUUUUGGUUUUGAGCUUUUAUUUGUUUUUGGUUUUUUUCACAAGAAAUGCAGGAAUGUUGAGUGGGUUUGUUGGAUUUUAAUGAAAGGAGAGAGAAACUAUUUACGCUGGUUGAACGGACUGGAACGUAGACAGCGAAGUUGAUGCGAGCUGUAUAAUCCGCUAUUAGAGUAAGCGAUAUCACACUGUGCUAUAUUAUCAUUAUAAUCUGGUGUAAAAUACUUCUGCCUUUUGACUUCUGUAAUGGUUCUGUUUUUACUUCCACAUAUGUAAACAGUUUGUUGAAGGUUUCACUCCCAAUUCAGAAAUCUGUGCUAAGAAAUGGAGUUGGCUGCCUUUUUAUUUUUAUUGCUCAUGAUGAUUGCAGUAAAGGAGUUGCUUCCCUCUCUUCUUCCCCUCCCCCGCCCCAAGUGUUGAUGUUGGGUUAAUGAUUAUUUUAAUCUUUAACAUAAUUUUAUUUUCCCAUAGCUGUUAACACAUCGGGGAAGAAUGGAAGCUUCCUCAUUAGGGAGUUCCCAUUAGAAUACACUGUAAUCUUCAGAUGAGUCCGCCCCUUAUAUUUUUGCUGAUAGACUCAGUUUCUAUUGGAUCCAUGCGUGUUUUGGGCUGUCGAGCCUGAUGAAAAGUGCUACAAAGGGAACUGAUAUAUUUUUUAAAGAAAUCAUCAUCCUGGUUUUGUUUUUGUUUUUUGAGGUUGCACACUUAAGUAAGGGUCAAAUUCAGCCACUUGCUGAGGGUCUGCUCAAAGCCACCUGGUAGGCCAUAGGCAGACUCUCUGCACAAGGGUGAAUUUUUGCCCCCGCGGUCACAUUUUACACAUACGCUAUCUGGUGAUGCUAUGUAUUAAAUGCAAAUCACUGAUUUCCUUCGGGUUUUGAUCCAAUGAAGGAGAAGGAUGAAAACAAGAAUCAAAUCUCUCUCCUAGCAUUGGAUGGAUGCCUUUUACUUACUUUUGUUUAGUUACCAUUGUCAUUUGGUUGCCAUGUUUACACCUACAAGUUCUUAAAUACAGUGUGACUGGAAAGCACAUUUUUGAAGCAAGCAAACUUAAUUUUGGGAUUUCAGUGCCUGCCGUUUCCUUUGUACAUUAAAAAUGAAAAAAAAACCCAACAAAAAACAAAAUAUUACUGUAAUAGUAAACGUCUAAUUUUUUGUACAAAAUUAAAAAACUAAAAAAAAAGCAAGCAUCAAGAGCUUUGUAUCUUCUUGAGUAUAAUAAAAUUUGACAUAUAUAUAUAUAUAUAUAUAUGCAUAUAGUUGUGCAGAGGAUAGGUUGCCAAAACCGUGUGAAGUAGUAUGCAGGACUGUUGAUUCAGGGAAAGACUGAUGCCCAAGCUACACACACUAAUUUGCUCCCCCUUCCCAUCUGACUCGCACAGAGGGGUUACGUCUGGGUCCUAAGAACGGUGGUGUUGCUGGAGCAAAGUAAGAUUACAGUCAUUGGUUAUGUUUACCCUUGUGAGAGAGUCCUGUGAGGUCAAAGACGCUUAGCUGGUUGAGGGAGCCAAAGACAGAUGCAUCUCUGACCAUUUGGAUUCUGAUGGGCGGGGAGUUCUUUCUUCAUGUAGAUGUAAAGCAUAGAGAGUGAAACCAGAUGCAUAGUUUUACUGUAUAUUCUAACAAUGGUGCUCUUUUCAUACUUGUUCUACCAAUAAGUGGAGACCCUUUUAACCAGGCUGUUACACAGAAGAGUUUUAUACUGCUUUGGUUUCUGUACCUUGUGUGUUCUUUUUGUAUAUGAAAGGAUUUAAAAAAAAAACACCUUGCUUCAGCAAUUAGCAAUGGAACCUUCUUUGUAACCUAUUAGAAGUGCAUAAGGAAAGGUCCCAGGAGACUCUGGUAUCAAUCUGUCCCUGGUUAAUUUUAUCAGAGUAUUGUAUUUACCAAAGGAGUCUCAGCAAAAGAUUACUGCAAAUAACUAGCCAAAUGUUGCAAGGCUUUUCUGCUAAGUCUUUGCAAUGUAGUUAUUCUACAAAUAUUCCAAAGCCAAGGAGAGGUUAGGAGGGAGAAUGCCAAAAGGGGAAGGCUGUAGGGAAACACACUAGGGAGAGGAGACGGGGCAAUAAACUUAAAUGAUCUCCUAUCCAGAGAGAGACCCCAACAAAAACCUAGAUCUAAACACCCAUGGUAUAGGGAUAUUCAAAAUCUGGAUCAGAAUCCAGAUCAGGCAAAUGGCCUCUCUCUUUAUAAUGGGCCGAACCAAAAACACAGGGGGUUUGAGAAGCAGAUUGUGUUUUAUAUUCUAAGCAGAAGCCAUCCUACCCCAUUAGAAGGAAUGGAACUGGAUGCUUGGAAUCAUUUGUGGCUGAUUGUUCUUUUUCCUUGUUUCCUGCUUAGUCUUUUUGUGACUGCUUUGUUUGCGAGGCUUCUUGCUACUGAACAGAAGACACCCUACCUCCCCACCAGUUAAUAGUAUGAGGUGUUUAUACCAAGAGGCAAAAUACCGGGACUGUUAACAGGAGCAGUGGGGCUCUGACCACACUCACCACAAUGAAGAUUUACUCAGAGUAUGUAGCAAUAACAAGAAUUUGAUCCUGUACAUUUCACUGCUUUUCUUCUGCUCCUCUCCUGCAAGCCUUUCCCUGGGAUCCCAAGGCUGACUUAGACAUGAGAAUGGCCUCCAGUGUUAGCGGCACCUCCCACCAGCCUAGACCAAAUCAGGAAACUCUCUACUUUAAAAUGACACUGCUGAUCAAUCCUAGCAUCACAUUUAAUCAAGUGGCAGGGAAAGCACGUGGCAGAGGGUGGGCUCACCUGUGAGAGGCACUCUUACAGAAAUGUAUUGGUGCAGGGCCGAUGUAUGGUAGCUAUACCGUAUGAGGUCCCAUAUGAGGAGACAUUAAAGAGGCUAAGACUUUUCAGCUUGGAAAAGAGGAGACUAAGGGGGGAUAAGCUAGAGGUAUAUAAAAUCAUGAGUGGUGUGGAGAAAGUGAAUA
This is a messenger RNA of Mauremys mutica (yellowpond turtle), 6551 nucleotides long. RefSeq names its product ARVCF delta catenin family member (gene ARVCF). The record is from RefSeq and is a predicted model, not a curated record. Gene Ontology annotation, molecular function: cadherin binding. Gene Ontology annotation, cellular component: plasma membrane; nucleus; cytoplasm. Bases 308 to 3061 code for a protein of 917 amino acids. The transcript is spliced from 17 exons. Gene Ontology annotation, biological process: cell-cell junction assembly; cell-cell adhesion. NCBI's taxonomy places the organism in Eukaryota, Metazoa, Chordata, Testudines, Geoemydidae.